AUGCUACAGAAAGUACCUAUUCAACGUCUGAGGCGCGAAAGGCGCGAGAAUGAAGGACAACAGCGUACAGCUCGAGCCUGCGACACCUGCCGACAACGAAAAAUGAAAUGUGACGGCAAUCGGCCCAUGUGCACUCAAUGCCAGGCCCAGGGUCUGGCGACAUGUGCUUACUCCGAAGCGAAAGCUGUUAAAGUGCAGAGGCAACUAGAGUCAGCGAACCUAAAAAUUAAAGCCUACGAGGAAUUGCUGAAGGAUAUUUCCCAUCGGAUCGGCGGGUUCCUUGCGAAACGAAUCGCCAGCAUCCUAAACAGUGAGGAUCAAAACAAUGCCUCUCGUGCCUCAUCCUCGUCGUCGAUCGGUUCUCUGGAUGAUAUCGGUACCGUGAGUGAAGAUCUUAAUCGGAGUGAAGAAAGCAGGGCUACGGGGUACAUGGGUAAGAAUUCCGAAGUUACGUGGAUGCAACGGUUGGAGUCGGACACAACAAGACAGGGGGAAGAUUCUUUGGAGGCCCCUCCACAAUAUCUGCUUCGCAGUGACGACUCCAUCGCCUCAAUGAAUUACCGUCUUGAUCACGACCGUCUCUCCAUUCCAGAAGUGAGAAAUGCUUUCGUCCUACCACCAAAAGCCUUAGCAGACCAGUUAUUCCAGAUUUAUUUCGACAAGGUCCAUUAUUCUAUACCUAUAAUUCGACAAAAUCUCUUCAUGGAACAGUACAACCGCCUGUUCUCAGAAAGCCCCAUAAAUCCCGGCAGAAAGUGGUUGGCUAUUUUUAACAUGGUCCUUGCGAUUAGCAGUAGAUUCUGCCGAUACUCCAAGCAAGGUGCACAGGGCGAUGCUGAUGAGAACAUGUUCUUUGCGCGAGCGAAAUGCCUCAGCAUUUCAGAGAAUGUCCUCUACGACCAUGAGGAUUUGCAACAAGUGCAGGCAGAGGCACUUAUGGGGUUUUACUUCCUGGCCGUGUCACAAAUUAACAGCAACAAACUAGAUUCAGAAUCAAAUGAGUCACGGAAAAGGUUGUGGUGGUCGAUCUUUCAUUUAGAACAUCUGCUCUCUGUCAUGACGGGCCGGGCAUCCUGCCUUGGGAAAGGUUCUUGCUCUGCACCUCCACCGCUACCCACAGGGAUUUUGGAGUAUGGGGUACCUGGUGUCAGUCAGUUUGGGUAUGAACCAUUGGCCCAGGCCUGUGAUAUCCAGUGGACUAUUUAUCAGCGCCACGAACAGAUCGGGCCACAACAGGCGUGCCUGAAAUCUGUUGCAUUCAGUCCAUCUCUCUACUUCUUUUAUUUGGUAGAUCUGUCUUUGAUCAUGCACGCCAUUACCGAUCGUGUGUAUAGUACUGAUGUAUUCCAAGAUGGUUGGGCUCAGAUAAAAAGUCGCAUUGGCCUCUACAGCAAGAAGAUGGACCAAUGGUUGUCUGGGUUACACGAUUCCUUGGUCUUUGAAGACAUUCAUGAUAGUACAUUCCCCAGGAGUAAAUCAUGUUACCAAGUCUCGUUGGCGUUGCACUAUUACAGCGCCCGGAUUGUCCUUAACCGGCCUUGCCUCACACGUCCACAUGUUGAUUCGAAGAGCGGCAUUAGGUUUCCUAAUUCACUGUUUCAUGACAAUACUGCUUUAGCAUGUCUCCGUGCGUCCUUAGCGCUCAUCAAAAUUUUGCCAAAUCAGAUAGAAGCGGGGUGGGUCUAUAACACCACCUCAUGGUGGAGUUUCCUCCAUUUUCUGAUGCAGGCCACUAUAAUUAUGCUUAUACAUAUGUCUGUUGACUCAGUGCCAACGAAGGCUGAGGAAGGUGCGAAGACCGAGUCUAGUGAGGGCGCUGUUGGGAGUUCUGAAUCACCUGAAAUUGUUCUUGCUGCAACGAAGAAAGCCCUCCACUGGCUGUAUUGCCUUGGUGGGUCUGAUGAGGCCGCUCGUCGGGCUUUCCAUAUUUGCAAUAACUACCUUCACCGUAUAGCCCCGAGUAAGGGCCUGGAUCUGAGUGGCAUACCCUCCAAUAUCGAUCUAUCUCAGACAGUGCAGAAUGGUGGAAAAAAGCUUUCUUAA
Aspergillus ruber CBS 135680 is the source of this 2043-nucleotide messenger RNA. Its product is annotated as Zn(II)2Cys6 transcription factor. The record is from RefSeq and is a predicted model, not a curated record. Gene Ontology annotation, biological process: regulation of DNA-templated transcription; DNA-templated transcription. The transcript is spliced from 4 exons. Gene Ontology annotation, molecular function: zinc ion binding; DNA-binding transcription factor activity, RNA polymerase II-specific; DNA binding. Lineage: Eukaryota; Fungi; Ascomycota; Eurotiomycetes; Eurotiales; Aspergillaceae. The coding region runs from base 1 to 2043 and encodes 680 amino acids.